Aedes albopictus (Asian tiger mosquito) is the source of this 3765-nucleotide messenger RNA. RefSeq lists its product as uncharacterized. Lineage: Eukaryota; Metazoa; Arthropoda; Insecta; Diptera; Culicidae. The transcript has 2 exons. Gene Ontology annotation, biological process: DNA integration. Gene Ontology annotation, molecular function: nucleic acid binding. Bases 1442 to 3010 code for a protein of 522 amino acids. The record is from RefSeq and is a predicted model, not a curated record.
GUUUGACUCGUCUAUAAAAAGCUCAGAGCUUCCUCUCGGAGUUUCUUUUCCGAUCGUGAUAUUCAAACAGAGUUGUAGUGCGCGCGUGUGUAGAUUGUAGAGUUAGUAUGUUAAUUGUUAAUUUUUGUAUAUGGUGAAAGUUUUAUUAUUCAGUGUUGUUUCUUUUGUCUUAGGUCGAAAUAAUUGUUAGUAACGAUUAGUGCAAAUGUUAUUUGGUUAAAAUCAUGCAAAUAUUAGUACGUUACUAUUAUGCUAAAAGCUAAAAACGAACAAACAGCACAACAAAGAGUUGAAGUGUGUGUGAAGAAACUAUAGAAAAAGGUAAAUUCUUAAGUUUAUUGUUAUAGAGUACGGCAAUUUAUAGGGCUUUGCAAAGUGACGUCAUGAGGUGCUAAUAAGUGUGGUUAGGUCCGUCAAUUGGGCCUUUUUCUCCGUAUUUUUAUUCUACCGCCGACAGAAGAUCCCCGGGAACCACCUUUCCGGACGUGCGUGCCAAUCAACGAUCGGAAAACGGGGUUUCGUGUCAAGAAACUGCGUCCCGUCGCGAGGUGAUGUCCCAUUCCACCAACGACCAUCUGUAUUCGCCAGCGCACCGAUAGGAGUCGCCAUUGCCAUCCAUCGGUCCCGCCAUCAUUUGCCGCCAUCGCUAUCCGCCGGCACCCCCGGCGUUUCCCGUGACCAACACCGUCAUGGCCGCCGGUGAAUUCGAACAACCACCGAGCAUCGACCCCUGAAGAUCCGGAUCUCGAAAGCACCGCAAGUAGCCCUAUUAUGUGACGUCACCAUAGAAUAAAUAAUUGUAAUGUGUAAAUUGCCUCAGUGUCAGCCAAUUCAUUCGGAACGCAGCCCUGGAUAAUGACUUUUUCACUAUUUUGUGUUUUCCGCCUUGUUCCGGACCCAUAACGGAGUCUUCAAGCCUCGCUGUUUCUAUGAUCCGUCGGAAUACAUUUGUUUAGACGAGUUGUCCCCCCCCCUUUAUUGUCUGUGUUUGUAUGACCGUUCAUCACUGUUUGAUACUGUGCUCUAUUUGUGAGAAUAUUAUACCGUAGUUCCUGUUAGUGAAGUGUCCCCAAACGAGUGAGGAAACUGAGGGUUCAAGCCAUCCUAUAAGCACGACCAUGAGAAUCCCCAAAUCCCUGAGCUAACGAGUUACAAAGAUUUGAAGCGGAAGAAGAAGGUCCUUUUGACGCCACGUCUAGAACUUUCCGCAGCGCUUUUGCUAAGUCAUUUGUAUGAAAAGGUCUGUAGCAGUGUUCAGAUUCCGUUUCAACCGUUCUUCUGGACCGAUUCCACAAUCGUGAAGUACUGGCUAGCGUCUCCACCUUCCCGCUGGCAGAUUUUCGUGGCAAAUCGAGUAUCGGAGAUCCAGCACAUAACCAGCAACGGCGUAUGGAACCAUGUAGCCGGAGCGGACAAUCCGGCGGACAUAAUCUCGCGUGGCAUGAUACCCGCGCAGCUGAAGUACGAAACGACAUGGUUUGAAGGCCCUCUGUGGCUACGGCAGGAUCGAUCAAGGUGGCCUAGUAGCUCCGCUAUCCCGGACGUCGAACACUCUCUUCUCGAGGAGCGAUCUGUCGUCGUACUGCCAGCUCGUGUGAAGACUCCUAGCGAAAUCUUUCUCCUCCGUUCCUCGUUCACCGAUAUCGUCCGGAUCGUAGCAUGCAUCCGGAGAUUCAUCCACAAUACAACUCCGAACAAUCGCAAUCACAGACUCACGGGCCCUAUCAAGCUUCAAGAGCUGAACGAAGCGACGAACGUCCUAGUUCGUUUAGCACAGGAAGACAGCUUUCCCGAGGAAGUUGCGGCUCUUUCUCGUGGCCGGGAGGUGAAGACUUCGUCCAAAAUCCUUUCUCUUCAUCCCAUUUUGAUUGAUAAAACGCUUCGCGUUGGCGGCCGGCUUGCUAACGCGCCAAUCGCGGAGAGUCGAAAGCAUCCUAUGAUACUCCACCACCACCAUCCGUUCACCAAGCAGAUUUUGCGGCACUACCACAUCAAACACUUCCAUGCUGGCCAACAACUUCUGGUGGCCUCCGUCAGAGAGAAAUUCUGGCCCACGAAUGCACGUGAUCUGGCCCGCACGGUGUGUCAUGAGUGUGUAACGUGCUUCCGGAGUAAGCCCACCGUUCACGAGCAGCUAAUGGCCGAUCUCACGUCGGUUCGAGUCAAUCCUGCAGCCGUAUUCCUUAAGGUUGGUGUAGAUUUGUGUGGCCCAUUCUACAUCAAAUAUCCAGUCCGGCGCAGCGUAGCGGUGAAGUGCUUCGUAGCAAUUUUCGUUUGUCUGGCAACGAAGGCUGUGCACAUGGAGGCUGUUGCGGACUUGUCGACUCAAGCUUUCUUGGCGGCCUUCAGACGAUUUGUUGCAGUUAGAGGAAAGCCGCAGGUGGUCAUGUGCGACAAUGCCACCAAUUUUGUAGGAGCCAACAGAGAAUUGGAGGAGUUGCGUCUCCUGUUCCUCGAUCAGCAGUUUCAACAUACCGUGGUCCGCACAGCUGAAGAUGAAGGAAUUCAGUUCGAGUUCAUACCGGCUCGCUCUCCCAAUUUCGGUGGACUCUGGGAGGCGGCGGUCAAGUCGUUUAAGGGACAUUUUCGGAAGAUCGUCGGUAAUCAGCAGUUAAGCUACGACGAGUUACAUACCAUUGUUCAGCAAGUGGCCGCAAUACUAAAUUCGCGCUCACUGACUCCACUUAGCAACGACCCUAACGACUAUGCUGCCCUAACCCCGGGACACUUUCUGGUUGGAAGACCCUUGACAGCGGUGCCUGAACCCGAUUUGCAGGAGAUACCAGAAAAUCGGUUGGCAGUCUGGCAGCGAUCGCAAGAAUUUGUGCAAAGACUCUGGCGGAAAUGGAAGACGCACUACCUGUCAGACUUGCGUAAUAGGACCAAAUGGACGAGAAAACGCGACAAUAUCAAGAUCGGCACCAUGGUAUUGGUGAAGGAGGACAAUUUGCCUCUACAACGGGGCGAGUCACCGAAAUCUACACCGGCUCGGAUGGAAACGUCCGAGUAGUGAACGUUCGCACCAAGGACGGGAUCUUCAAGCGAGGUAUCUCCAAGAUCUGCGUUCUCCCUAUCAAGGAUAAUGCAUCCACAGAUGAAGAGCAGUAGUCUCUUCCAUCGUUAGUGCUUCGGCACUGCGGGGGUCUUCACCAUGAAGGCCUCCGCUUUCCAGUUAAGUAGUUGUAUAAUUGAAUAUUUCAAAAAGCUCAAGGAAUAUUUAUCCCCCAUAGCCACCGGUGUUCCCUACGGGGACGCCCGUCACCAUGAAGACGUCGCGUCGUUAUCUGGUCCAAGCUGUUCCACUCCGUCAAUCACGCUGUGAUUCGUCAUGUAAUCGUCUGGCAUGCCCUAUCCAUGAUGUCCAUAUCGUCCGUUCAAUCAUCAAAAUCUCGUUGUGACGUCAAUUUGUAUCAGCCAUGAACUAACCACUCUCGCUGAAAGGUCAUAGCGCAUCAACCGUUCAACCAUCGUCAAUUUCCACCCGAGUAAUUGGUACCAUUGCUCGGCAUCGCUGCACUCGCAACCAACAAGUCGUCCACUGGGCCUGAUCAACCCGACCGGAGGACUGUCGUUGUCGUCGCAGCAUCGUAUCAUCGUAGACCUCUACUGACCAACCCAAACUCCUCGAAGCGACUCUCCAGUUGUCGUCAUCGGUGCCUGGGGCACCCGUGGAGGCCAGGAGGCCUCCGCUCCAGGCAAGUUCUGUUCUAGUUCAUAAAUUCAAGGUAAAAAGCACCUGUUCAUUUCUAGCGUCGAUUGAUGUCA